GUGACUUUUGUCAUGUUGCCUUGAAAGACUUAGGGACAUGUGAGAACUUCAAAAAUCAUUUUAAAACCCCAUAAACGAGCCCUUAGCUAGGUUUAUAUUAUUACAUUUCAAUAAAAGAGAAAUGUGGAAAUACAAUUAACAUUUAAACAUUGAAAUGCUUGGUUAUAUAUGGAAUAAUAUCAACUUUACUUACUUUCAAAUUAUUGCAUAUGUCAAACCUAUUCAUGCCACUUCCAAACAUUUUUAACUUGUUUUUAGAAUCAAAGAUACAAAUUGUACCGCUCCAUUUAAUGUGGAAACAUUAUAUUUAAAUAAGUAUUACAUUCUAUGUCAUUGAAUAUAUUACACAAUUCAAUGUCCAACUAAACAGACACUAUAAUAUAUGUAUGUGGCCUUAAUUUUUUAGACUAUUCCUAUUCUUCCUUGAUACAUAUUACCAAUCCUAUUCUUAUUCACUACUUUCUGAAUGGUGUAACAUUAAAACCUAAAAUAUUAAAUAUCAUCUUAUGCCUUACCACAUUCUAUUUGCAAUCCCAACUUAAACAUUACUGAAAUACACAUGUAUGCAUGCAUGAAACAUUAUAAAGUUCAAAGCAAGAAUAAGUUGGGCAUAUUACAUUCGCGCAAUGCGCGAUUAACAUUCUAGUCAUUUAUGUAGAUUGCGAAAAGCCAUUUAUGAUCUUAAGCAAGCUCCGAAGGCAUGGUUUCAUCGUUUUAGUAGUUUUCUGUUAUCUCAUCAUUUUUCGUGCAGCAAGUCUGAUAAUUCAUUAUUCAUUUACCGUCAGAAUAAUAAUGUCAUUUAUUUAUUAUUAUAUGUAGAUGACAUAUUUAUUACUGGCAAUUCUUCCGUUGUCAUUAAUUCAUUUAUUCAGUUUGUUGCUACACAUUUUGCUAUGAAAGAUUUGGGUGAUCUUCACUAUUUUCUGGGAGUCCAGGCUCUACGUUCCGCUAAAGGUUUAUUUCUAUCUCAGCAUAAAUAUGUUUCUGACCUUCUCUCUCGUUUUCAUCUCCACACUGUUAAAUCUGUUCGUACACCGCUUGCUACUCGCACUUCUUUGUCCCUUAAUGAUGGGGAGCUUCUUGCAGAUGCCACUGAGUAUAAAGUCAAGCGUAUUUUUAGAUACUUGCGGGGGACACUGGAUCAUGGAUUAUGGCUUCAACCGACUACAAAGACAACCUGUGUUAUUGCCUAUUUAGAUGCAGAUUGGGCAGGCUGUCCAGAUACAUCUCGUUCCACGGCUGGCUUUGCUGUAUUUUUGGCUCCCAACCUGGUCUCGUGGAAAUCCAAAAAGCAGCCUACUGUAUCCAAGUCCUCUACCGAAGCAGAGUAUCGUGCUGUUGCAUAUACUGUUCAGGAUACAUUGCAUAUUCGUUCAAUUCUUUUUGAGCUCGGCUUUCUAGUUACAGUUCCAGUUAAGUUUUUUGUGAUAACAUCUUUGCUUCAUAUUUGACUGCAAAUCCAGUUCAGCAUGCUCGUAGCAAGCAUAUCCAGAUAGAUUAUCAUUUUGUUAGAGAACAUGUGGCGCAUGGAGAUUUAGUCGUGAAGUACAUCCCUACACAACUGCAGUUAGCUGAUAAUUUUACUAAAAGUCUUUCUAGUCAGCAGUUUCACUUAUUAAAAGACAACCUGCGCGUUGUAUCUCCCGCACAGUUUGAGGGAGUGUAAUAGAAUAUUAUUAGGAAUAUUGUUUCCUAGUUUGUGCUAAACUCUUUUAUCAUACAUACAUACAUACAUACAUACAUACAUACAUACAUACAUACAUACAUACAUACAUACACACAUACAUACAUA
Messenger RNA from Cuscuta europaea, 1792 nucleotides. The record is from the annotation of a GenBank genome assembly. NCBI's taxonomy places the organism in Eukaryota, Viridiplantae, Streptophyta, Magnoliopsida, Solanales, Convolvulaceae.